GGUCAGAUUAAUGAAAUAAAUUUCUCCAUCUAUUUUAAUAUACACCUGAGAAGAAGGAGAAAGCAGGCUAAUCCAAUCACAGUUUCAGUACCUCUUUAUAGAAACCCAAUUACCACAUUUCACAUCUAGAGAGAGUGAUCAGUGGGAGAUGGCAAAGGGUCUGAUAUGGACAACAGCAGAGGACUUAGCAAGAAACAGAGGAAGAGUGCUUUCACUGUAUAGACAGAUUUUAAGGAGCCUCAACUCGCCUGCUUUGCCUUUGAAUUUGGCUGCUAGAUUGUCCAAGAAAGCCGAGGUUCGUGCAAUCUUUAUGCUGGGUUCUGAAGAACGAUCCAUCCACAACAUCGAGGACCUUAUAGAUGCCGCAGAGUACUCUCUAUCUCUGUUGAGGAAAGGUGAAAUCCCAAAGCACAUCCAGUAAAUGAGUGAUGGAUGUCUAUAUCACUUCCUAUGGACUAGGCAAGCUGGAUACUUGAAUUGAAUUUGUUUCUGUCUUAAGUUGAUAUUCUCCCAUAACUGUAGUUGGAAGUAUAUGACUGAUAACUGGAAAGGCUGUCCUACAACUGUUUUUGUGUAGCAGGAAUUUUCGUUUGUUGAUGAAUAAUAGUUGAUGAAACUAAAUUUACUA
Messenger RNA from Coffea eugenioides, 628 nucleotides. RefSeq lists its product as uncharacterized. The record is from RefSeq and is a predicted model, not a curated record. Bases 149 to 421 code for a protein of 90 amino acids. NCBI's taxonomy places the organism in Eukaryota, Viridiplantae, Streptophyta, Magnoliopsida, Gentianales, Rubiaceae. The transcript is spliced from 2 exons.